AUGGGUUUGGUAGCUUUGGUUGAACAGCUUACAAAGUAUAGAAGCUUUCCCAAAGGAACAUGGCAUGAAGGUUGGGCUACACUGAAUAACAUUCUUUCAUCAGGAAUGAAAAUUGAUUAUUUCCAACAUUAUAUUAAUGAACAUGACUUGCUGAGAAUAAAAAUACUGGAGACAUUCAAUAAUUGCGACGGCUGA
Molecule: messenger RNA, 195 nt
Organism: Schizosaccharomyces osmophilus
Lineage: Eukaryota; Fungi; Ascomycota; Schizosaccharomycetes; Schizosaccharomycetales; Schizosaccharomycetaceae
Exons: 2
Coding region: 1-195 (64 amino acids)
Source: RefSeq, a predicted model, not a curated record